GAUGGAUUCAAUUAUGUUUACAUCAUGGCCGCCGUGAUUUCUUCCAUGGGCUCGUAUGUGGAAUGUGUUUUGUGUUUGAGUUGUAAACAACAUGAUGAGAUGAUAUAACAGGUUAACAAAAUGGACAAGUAUGAAACUAUCAAGCGUCUUGGCUCAGGGUCAUGUGGUGCGGUGUACCUGGUCAGACAUAAGGAUACAAAAAGGAUGUUUGCUUUAAAGAAGAUCGACCUGGAUGAAAGGAGAAAAGCACGAACAAGAGAUGCAGUUAUAAAGGAGGCCAGAAUUCUGGAGAAACUAAAGCACCCACACAUUGUUGCCUUUCAAGAGAGCUUCUGUGAUGAAAUAGAAGAAUGUCUUGUCAUAAUACAGGACUAUUGUGAUGGUGGUACAAUUGAGGAUAAGAUCCAAGAUGCAACAAAGGACAAUAAAUUUUUUCAAGAAAAGCAGAUCAUGGAGUGGUUCCUGCAGAUUGUGAUGGGCGUACAGUAUUUCCAUUCCAAGAAGAUUCUACACAGAGACUUGAAAACGGAGAAUAUUUUUCUGACAAAGAAAAAUGUAGUAAAGAUAGGUGAUUUUGGAAUCUCCAAGACAUUAGACAGUACUAUUGAUGUAGCCAAAACAGUUGUUGGGACGCCAACAUAUCUUAGUCCAGAGGUGUGCCAGGAUAUCCCAUACAACUCCAAGUCAGACAUCUGGGCUCUGGGCUGUAUCCUGUACGAGCUGUGUGCUCUCUGUACUCCGUUUGAUGCCCCAAACAUCCUCAGUCUCUUCUACAAGAUUGUUAAGGCAGAAUUUGUGCCUCCUCCGUCACGGUACUCUCAGCAGCUGCGGGACUUGGUGAAGUCACUACUGGCGAAGACACCAGAGGACAGACCCAGUGCCAGUGCCAUCCUCAACUUGCCGUACGUGCAGACCCAUCUGGGACACUUCAUCCAGGAGAAGGAGACACUGUUCCAGCAGAGGAGUGUCCGUGACACUUUAGGCCAGUCGCUGCUUGCUGAUAGCCUGGUCAACAAGGACAAGCUCUUGUGUCCACCCAGUGACAAGUCCUCCAGUGGACCAAGUCCUAGAGUCAGUAGGAGGGCAACAGAAAGUCAGAAAUCCCCGUCUCACCAACCAGAAGCACCUCUCAGUUACAGACCUGGUAACAAGCUAGAAGGAGAAGAUAAGGCAGAAUAUUCAGAUGAUUUUGAUGAGUCAUCAUCUUCUGAAAUUGAAGAAGACAUACAAGAGCUUCCUGAGGCCAAGGAUGGCAGUGAAUCUGAUGCUGAUUAUGCUGAUGACUUUGAGGAAUAUGAUUCCAGUGAGGAUCUGGAGGAGCUGGUUCACCAGGCCAGAGAGGCGCGGGACGUGGAGGCGUGUGACGACUAUUUUGAGGAAAGCAUGAACAGUAAUACUUUAAGUGAGGCAUCGCUGCUGAAGAAACAUUACCUGGAGGAUCUAGGGGGAGGCCAAUUAGGGGAUGUGACGGCCAUGAUGGAGGACAAACAGACAGACAACCCAGACUGAGCACAAGGGAGGCGUCAUUGUACAGACAUGCUACUGCAAUACAUAGACUAACAUUC
Molecule: messenger RNA, 1565 nt
Organism: Haliotis rubra (blacklip abalone)
Lineage: Eukaryota; Metazoa; Mollusca; Gastropoda; Lepetellida; Haliotidae
Product: serine/threonine-protein kinase Nek6-like
Exons: 17
Coding region: 121-1509 (462 amino acids)
Biological process (GO): protein phosphorylation
Molecular function (GO): ATP binding; protein kinase activity
Source: RefSeq, a predicted model, not a curated record